UUCAAUUCUCAAAAUAAUAGUAUUGAUUUUAGAAUUUAAUUUAAUCAUAUAAUGAAGAAUUAAUUGGGACGUGGGAUUUAAAAUUGUCUACCUGCCCUUCCUAGAAGAGAGAAAAUAAAAUUGUUCAUAGCGUGACCCAUAUCAAACCAAGAACCUUAUUAUAAAACCCUUUCUAUAUAAAAAGUAUCUAUACUAAUUAAAGAAAUGAAAAAUCAUGUAAUCUGUCAAAAGUCCAAAUCCCAAAAUCAGAUCAUCUCUCUUCCCAAAAGCCAAGUCCAUACCUUCCUCCUUCAUUCAUUUCCUAAACCAGCAAGAUCCUGUGAACAAAAGCUUUCCAUUUUUCCUUUUUAACUCACAAUCAUCGUUUACUCCAUCUGAUAAAACCCACAAACUCUCUUUCUUUUUCAUCAUGACUACAGCAACUUCGAUGAACCCAUCUCUCUUUCGUGUAAUCUGUAUACUCCAUUCUGUAAUAGCUCUAACGAGUGGAACCCUGAUGAUGUUCUACACAGAGAAAGCGUCCAUCUUUGGACCAGGAAGUGAGAUUGCUAGCAAACUAAAGGGUUCAACGCCACAUGAUGAGCUUCUCAUUCAGAUUUCUCAGUCGUUCUCUGGUUUGCUUCUCUUUGCCAUUGGGUUUGUACUGUUCAUGGUGUCUUUCGUGAAAGACAGAGAGUUUCAUAGCUUCUUCGCUGGAGGGUCUGUGAUUCUUUACGUGUUAAUGGCUUCGUGGAGGGUUUUGUUCGAGUGGAGAAUCGAAGAUCUUGCUUAUGAAUGGCCUAAACAAGCUCUUGGAGACAUAGCUUUGGGGAUCUCUUGGGUUUUCUUUCUUGUUUAUUCAUGGAGAGAAAAGUACGAUUGAUUGGUUGAUGAUGUAAUUAGUUUUUGUUCUAACUUGUGGGAUAAGUAUAAAGAUUUCAUCUUCAGAUUUGGUAAAAAGGAAACUGA
This is a messenger RNA of Brassica napus (rape), 948 nucleotides long. RefSeq lists its product as uncharacterized. The transcript has a single exon. Lineage: Eukaryota; Viridiplantae; Streptophyta; Magnoliopsida; Brassicales; Brassicaceae. The coding region runs from base 410 to 862 and encodes 150 amino acids. The record is from RefSeq and is a predicted model, not a curated record.